This is a messenger RNA of Girardinichthys multiradiatus, 4183 nucleotides long. RefSeq names its product Rho GTPase activating protein 19 (gene arhgap19). The transcript has 12 exons. Gene Ontology annotation, cellular component: cytoplasm. NCBI's taxonomy places the organism in Eukaryota, Metazoa, Chordata, Actinopteri, Cyprinodontiformes, Goodeidae. Gene Ontology annotation, molecular function: GTPase activator activity. Gene Ontology annotation, biological process: signal transduction; regulation of small GTPase mediated signal transduction. Bases 75 to 1616 code for a protein of 513 amino acids. The record is from RefSeq and is a predicted model, not a curated record.
CCUCCUUUGAAGAGCCGACCAAUUGCUGUUGAGGUGGGCGGAGUUUUACGGAUAGCGCAGGAUUCAAACUGAACAUGGCUGCCGGGAAAGAUGUUGAUGAAAGCAUACAAAAUAGAAGCAUGGUGACCCAUUGUGAGGAAUCGCCCGGUGCCUCUUAUUCAGUCAGACCACCUGUCGUCUUCAACCCAGAUUUUUUUGUUGAGAAACUUCGCCACGAGAACCCCGAUGCUUUCCUGGAGCUUGUGCUCAGUAAUAUAACUCGGCUUAUUGAUCUUCCUGGGACGGAGUUUGCCCAGCUCCUCGGUGAGGAGGGCCCUAAGACCCCAACGACAGGAAAUGGAGGCUUUUUCCGAUCUUUUAACUUCCUUAAACGAAAAGAUAAAGGCGUUGUCUUUGGCACCCCUCUGACUGAGAGCUGCAUUGCCCAGAUCUAUCAGCUUAUUGAGUACCUCAGCAAAAAUCUACAUGUGGAGGGUCUGUUUCGGGUACCGGGGAAUAGUGUUCGGCAGCACGCCUUAAAGGAGCUCCUUAAUAGUGGGGCUGAUGUUGACCUGGAGGCUGGAGAUUUCCACCCCAAUGAUGUAGCCACACUACUUAAGACUUUUCUGGGAGAGCUGCCGGAGCCUCUGCUGACGCACCGACACUUCCAUGUGCACCUUAAGAUAGCUGACAUGACUCUGUUUGAUGAACAAGGCAAUAAAACCUCAGUGCCAAACAAGGAACGUCAGAUUGAGGCCCUGCAGCUCCUCUUCCUUUUGUUACCUCAGGCCAACCGCUCGCUUCUCAAGCUGCUGCUGGACCUGCUUUACCACACUGCCAAGCAGCAGGACAAGAACAAGAUGUCUGCCUACAACCUCGCGCUCAUGUUUGCCCCACAUGUCAUCUGGCCCAGACACAUGACAGCUGGUGACCUUAAAGACAACCUGAAGAAACUGAACAACAGCAUGGCCUUUCUCAUCAAACAUUCACAGAAACUCUUCAGGGCUCCGAUUUACCUGCGGGAAUAUGCCAGGAUCCACUUUACGGGGACCAAGGUUCUGCAGAGUAAGGAUGAUCUGGACCUGCUGGCAGUCAGCAGCUCUCCUGCUCAGCGGAUGGCGUUGCCUCUGAAGAGGACAGCUGUUCUGGGCCCCAGUUCACAGGAACAAUAUCAGUCACCCGCUCAACAGUAUACAGAGGAGGCCUUGAAGGAGCUCUUCAGACAUGUUCAUCAUAACAUGCCUGACUCUGCCAAGAAGAAAAAACUUGUCCGACAGCUUGUCAAACAGGCUCAUCCAGGAACGCCUAAUGAGGACCAUCUGGUCCCUCCAGCUGCCAGCAAGAAGCACCCACGUUCCCGCUCCUUUGGAGGCCUUAUCAAGCGAAAAGCACGAGGCGAGCAGAUGAGAGAGAGACACAUCUCCCCUGAAGCUGCUGGAAGAAAGCUCGGUAAAGAAAACGUCCUCCUGCAGCCGAUGAACAGCCCAUCAGCUGGUCCUGUUAUGGGGAACGCAGGACUUGUAGUUAAAAAUCCAGACUUUACCUUUCACAAGGACAAAGCUCUCAGGGUUUCUAAGCAGGACUCUCCCUCAGUCUCCAGGAUGCGUUUCUCUCCAGCUCAGGAAAUCUCAGUGUGAAACCCAGCCCACCCCCCAACCCCCCAGACUGGACUGGGACAGUAUUAAACAAUCAUUAUGUAUAUAACUUCCUCUGACUAAUAUGUAUCGAACUGAGCCAACAGAGUCGCACUAAUAUCUGAAGUGACUGUUGACAAAAUGGUACAGGUAGUUGAAUAAGUUUUCAUGUUCUAUUUAGAAUGACAGCAUUUUAGGAAUAUUAAUAGAUUAGAGCCAUAAUAAUACAUGUAAGAAAUAUUAGCAGCUCAUUCAGUAACAGUAGAUCAGCUGUGUUCAGACUAACCUGUAUUGUUUUUGCUGCAGUGGAACAGAGUGGGGUUCUGAUUCUGCUUCUGUUUGAGUUACUGAAACAAUAACCACUAUCAGAAUAUGUAUCAAUGUUGUACAGAUUGUUUUUAAUAGUGUAUAGCAUUUUUAUGGGAAUUGUUCGGUGUUAUUUUGGAAGGUGUGUGUGUGUGUGUAAGUGAGCUACUGAUUCAAUUUCAGUGAGCUGUUUUAUUUUUUUGGGCCAUCUUGAUUUUAAUAGGUCUUAACUGAACUCUUCUCUUAAUGCUGUUCAAAUUGAGAGCAUCAAUUCAGUUUUCUUUUAAUGAAAGAUCUAAUGUAACAUUACCUUUUUUUGAGGUAUUUUAUUUAUUUUUUUAUUGGGUUCAUUGAUGGCGGGAGGUUAUUUUGUUCAGUGGUGUUUGGAGGAAUUGUUGAUGGCUAACGUGGAAGUUGAAGUUGAGUUCCCCCAGUUUGAGCAGAAAUCCAUCAGUCAGUCUAUUUCAGCAUAAAUGACAUCCUGGUUGUAGGGCAUGAGAACAGCUUUACAAUGGAGAAACUACUGGACAGAGAAUUUUUGUUAUAACUAAAAAAAAAAGUCCAACAGGAGGUGACUUCAGAAAAUGCUGAGAAUGCUUUCUGAUUGAGUAAAGAUAAACUAAAGCAAAUGGCAUUGAGGUGGGAUCAUUUGCAUAUGUGAUUUUAGCUGUGUUUAUAAAGCGUCAGGCAUGCAGCCAUCUGAAAGAGGGCUCUCUAUCAUUACAUAUUUUACCAGCUAGUCUUAUGACAUGUCCAUAGACGACCACGGUGCACAGCUGAGGUUAUUUUUAGCUCCAACAAUUGAACAAGAAAAUUUGAUUAAAAAAAAAAAAAGAAAAUGACAAAAAAAAUUAACACUUUUGUUUUCUGUUCUGUUGCACUUGUUUUCAGAUGUGUACACUUAGUGAAAAGCUGAUGUGCACUUAGAAUUUCCUCCUUUUUAAUUCUGAAUGCAGCAGAAGAAAUAUGGUGGAGUUUUUUGUGUAUUCAUCCUUUAUGCACCUGACCCAGAGUCUGAUGGAUACUAAGCACCAACAUGGCCACCCCUUAAACUCCCAACAUUUCAUUUGAUCCUGUCAACAGUAAUGCUGUUUUCAUUUAAAUGACAUUCUUUGUGUGGGGAAAGGCAACAGCAUUCCAAGCUUUACCAUUCAGACCUGUUUAGAAUCAGAUCUGAGCCGUUCGUCUCUAACCUGUGUGCACCGCCCCUUUUAAAUAUCUGAAAACUUAUUCAUGCUUGAUCUUUGUUAUCGCAUGCUUACUCUUUACUGCAUGACUCAGUGAUGAAUGCUCAGUUGUUGAAUUGCAAGUUCAAAUACACCGACCCCACAUUUCCAGCACUGUCAACUAGUAUUCCUCAACAGAAGAAUAUUUCAUCUGAUUUUCUUUGGAGGUCAUUUUCAAAUAACCUGGGAAUUUAUUUGAACCCCAAACUCUUCUGUACUCCUCCGGAAUAAAGUGAUGGAGAGAUGUUUCUUGUUUAGGAUCAGUUCGUUUACCUGAGUGUUUGAAAUGUUCUGCUGUUGUGUCCUGUUUGGAUUGUGGGAAGUUCUGAUGGAGUUGGAAAGAUGCGUUGCUGAAAGUGAUUGAAGGGGUGAACCUUACAGAAGGAUAAUAAUAUACCUCAUGUAUUCUACGGUUGGAUGCCUUGUUCUUCUUUUUAGACACAUCAGUUUUAUUUUGUGUAUUAAACUGAUAAAUGUCAGUUGUCUAAAGUUGAAUUUGGGACUAAGUUUCAUCCUUAAUAUUUUGGGUCGUGUAGAGACGGGGUUUUGAAAUUUACUGUUGGUUAAAUUGAGCUCAUUUGGGAUCUAGACUCCUGUUUAAGUAGGGGAACCUGAUCAGAACUCACGAGGUCAGUUAAAUCUGUUACAUUUUGCUGUGAAAUAUUGUUUUCCAGUGAAACAUAAACCUUGUUGCAUAUAUGUGAAACAUGCAGCUGGUCUCUCUGCCCAGCAGAUUCGUUACACUGUGAGGACGAAUUACAUUUAGAUUAUUUUUUUCUUCAAGCUUUUAUGUGAAAUCUACACUAUUUUAAUUAAUGGGGGUAUUUGGAAUGCUAACAGGACACUUUAAUACUGCUUGACUUGUCCAAGAACAUUACUCCCAACACUGGUGAAUUAAUCUGCGACUUUUUCUCAAUGUGGUUUUAACUGUGGUUCCCUGUUUUUGUAUUUUUUUAAAUGUAAAAUAAGCUAACCUUGUACAGUGUGUUCCAUAGCAAACCAUCUGCUUCAUAUUAAAUCUUUUUAUUUUCCACCAAA